Molecule: messenger RNA, 4561 nt
Organism: Pocillopora damicornis (cauliflower coral)
Lineage: Eukaryota; Metazoa; Cnidaria; Anthozoa; Scleractinia; Pocilloporidae
Source: RefSeq, a predicted model, not a curated record
CGUUAUUCAUAAGGCUUGUCUCCACUCUGUUUGACAGGUCGGUAUAAAAACCGCCUCAUUAAAUAUUAAAAAUAUCGAAGUUUUUUUGCGCCUUCUGGCGAAAAAUCUUUCCGCGAUCUCCUCUCAAGCUGUAAACCGACUUCUCUCGAGUUGUGAGCACAGGAUAAAUGCAAAUUUUUAUGAGGUCAAGAUAGCUACGAACAAUCUGAAAAUAGAAGAAUACAAGUCGGCAAAUUGAACAAGAAUACAGUCAGCCUUUGAAGGAAACAACUCCAGCCAACGGAGAAUCAAAAGAGACUUUCCUAAGCGGUUAACAUUGAUUUAUCAUUCAGGAAUCGCCGACCAAGAACGCGCAAACUAUCAAGAGGAAACAAAAGUAAAGAACAUGAAUUUAUUUGAUUUAGGAAACAACGGAUUGAAUACUUUGUAGUGAGCUUGUAACAAAGGUUCUGGCUCGAUUGAUCAACAAAUCUGGUGAUCCGAUGCUUUCAUCAGUUUGAUCUGGUCAGCCUUCUCGCUAACUGAAGUAAAUCCUAUUACAAACCUUGUGACGAAUUUUGACAGUCUGAACGACGGCCAUAUUGAUUUAUCUGGGACGAAAGAUCAUCGACUGCACAAGGACUGUCCUUCGAAAUCUUGAAUCAACAAAAGUUAACGGCCUUUAACUCUGUAAAAAAGCUCAUAUAAAUAUCCCUGCUUCAGAAGGAAGAAGUGCAGUUGGAAUUACUAGUCUGAAUUUCAUCUGGAGACUGUGUAAAUAGUCACCAACAUGUGUUGUAGUUGUCUUUGUAGUUGCAUUCAAAGUUUUCUGUCAAAUUGUUGCAAAUGCCUUGGCAAGAGUUGUAUGGCGAUAUGCCGGGGGAUUUGCCGGUGUUUCUGCAACGCCGUUUCCCCUGGUUGUGGUUUCCUUCUGCAAAUCAUCUUUUACGCCAUAUUUCAAGGCUUCAACAUUGGCACUGACGUCGGCGUCUUUUUAGAAACGUCCAAGACAUACGCGCGUUGCGAUGAGCUUUCAACCGGGAUGCUUCAACCUCUGAGCAACGACACAAACCUGACGCGUCCUUACUGCGUCGCGACGGAAAACGCUACGCAAGCGUUGCUAGGUGAAAAAGCAGCAACGCUUCAACUCCUAGAGGGCGUUUUCUUUUUCUUCAUAUGCCUCUCUGGUGGGAUUUACGUGAUCCACAUAGUUGUACUGUUCCCGAACACGUGCAAACACUGGAAUGAUGAAAACUUCGAGAACAUGGUCAGCGAGGCUGGUCCUUACUACCAGAAGAUCCUUCAAAUUCACACCCUGUUUCUACUGCUGGAGACGUUGGUUCACGAUGUGCCUAUGUCGUGUCUGGCUGUAGAGCUUUGUGCGCAGAUGUGGGGAGCCGGUGGCAUAAACUGCUGGGAUUGUGCCCUAACACCUCAAGAGCUCCCUAAAAAUCCCAUGGCGCAGAUCAAUUGUGAGAUGUGGCUGGGACUUCUCCUGGGCUCCAUAGCUAUUGUGAGCAUUUACAAGGGUAUCUUGCCUCUUUAUUCAUGGAUUGGUAAUCCCUUCUGCUGGGCCUGCUAUCCACUUCGCGUGUGCGUGGUGCUCCCAGCUGGGUUCCUUUACUGUGUGCUCGCCUUAUCCCCCGCCAUGGGAGUGGCCAUAAAUCGCCUGUUUAAAGUGGCGCCCCAGAUGAAGGACGAAAUGGGAACAAUAGCAUCGACCAUUUGGACCUUUGGCUUGUUCUUCUGGGGUAUCAUAUUUUUGCUGACCUUCCUGUACUGGUACUUCUGUGGUAAAUGUUUAUGUAUGUUGUGUUGUCCCUGUGAGAGGAAGGAAAAAGCCGAUGGCUCCAAGGAGGGAUGUUUGUGUUGUUAAUGAGAUCAAGACGGUGAAAUAUGAAUUGUCAUUUGGUUUCUUGAUUGCGAAAAUAGUUUGUUUACGUUUGAUUACUACUUUUAAUUUUUGUUACUUCGCAUAAUUUUGGAGAGCAUGCUAAUUCGGGAAAAAUGGUGGUUCCAUUCAGUCAGUCGUUUCAAAUAAUUACUGUCUCAUUUAACUAAGAUUCGGUUUGUUUUUGAGGCCAAGGCUUGAGUAAUCCAUAUUACAACUAUAAUGAUAUCAUGAUCCAAGUCCACACUCGGAGAAAUAAGUGACCUUGGCUCACCAAAACAGGAAGUUAAAGAAAAACAAGACUCCCUGUAGAAAUAAGAGCGCAUGACGUUUCCGCCUAUGUAAAACACUUUCGGUUGAUUGUCGUGAGAAAAUCGAAGAAAGCGUAACAGCCAAUCAGAAUGAAGAUGAAUAUCGCUGGGAUCGAGACAACGUUCAGUAUGGCGCUGUUGAAAUCAUAAGCUCUAUAAAUUGUCCUUAUAUUUCUUUUAUAUAUCUCUUAUAUUUAAGUAACAUUCCUCUGCCUCUUAUCGAGACAAAUUAAUGUUGCUGUCUAAAGAUUUCAAAAUAGUGAAACUCUCACCCAAGAUUUUAGGUGCUCUGAUAUUUAUGCUGCUUGUAAAUAUCAUUAUUAGUCUAUCAUUUUAUUAUUAUUAUUAUUAUUAUUAUUAUUAUUAUAUUUAUUAUUAUUUUAAUCAAGAUCAAGUAUGAAAUUAAAUGGAGAUAGAAGGUGAAGUAAAUGUCAUAAAAGGUAACAGCCUUUUUGCGUUACCGAAGCAAAGAAAGAGUUGGUAUGAAACUCUCUAAGGUUUUUUUUCUUUUCUCAGCUGUCAACUUCACAUUCCACUAUUUUAUUUGUACAAAGUUUCAUUUUUUUUAGUAAAGAUAUCAUAUUUAUUUUUUGGUAGGCUAAAACAGAAAAAAAAUAGUUAAAGUGACCAAACCAAAACGCUGAGUCUGCAUCUAUAAUACAACCUCCUCAGGAGGAAUAACCGGGACAUCAGGAAAAAGGUUGUUAAUGAUUAUGUGUCAAUUGGAUGUAACUUGGGUAAUAAUUUAAAGACUUAAAUCAACCAGUUUCGUUGUGAUUUAUUCGUUAGGAAAGUAAAUUCCGGUUUCAUUUCAUUCAGUUUGCGCAAAGUUAGCAUGUAUAAAAUAACUUAUGAAAAUUUAGUUAAUUUUGUGAAUGUAUCUGGUUUAAUUUGCCAUGGAAGUGAUAAGAAAAAACAUAUUAUUUUGUAGAACAUAUUAGUUAGAAAUAUACUUUUUUUAUCAUUAUCUGUAAUGUCAAUAUAAGGAAAAAAUCAAUCAUGUAUUUGAAAGUCCUUUUCAACCUGACCUAUUAUUUUUGAAAAAGAGAGUAAGACAUAUUGAAUCAAAGAUUAUUUGCAGUAAUCUCUCUCAGAGCAAUUUUCAAUUGAAUGUCGAACGUAGUAAAGGAUUGCUUUGGUUUUCUUAAACUUGCUCUGUGACUGUUCCAGAAAAUUCGCCAAAUCCUCUCAACCAAUCAGGUGCAGAAUUGAAAACGAUCGCGAGUUGGUCAUUCGCGUUUUCCUGAGCGUUUUCCCGCGCUUCCAGCAGCUUGCUUGUUAUCACUUUGAGUUCUCAUUGACUUAUGAUAAUGUGAACCCUUGUUCUAAUUGGUCAUUGGAUUACGUUUUUCGACGCUCAAUUCAAAACUGUUCUAUCAUAUUAAUACAACUUGUAUUGAUCUGGCGUGGGGUUAUUAUUGUUUAAGGAAUAUUCCUUUAGGUCGAGCCAACUGAUCUCAAAUGAAAAAGGCCUUUUACUGGGUAGCCAGAGAAAUGCAGUUGUUAAAUGAUUUCAAAUGAACUAUUUUCAUAAUGCAGUAGUGAUCAGGAGAAAUUAAAACAUGAAUGCCUAGUACUAUGUAUACUAUCACUUGGACAAUGGAGCCUGGAAACACAAGCUAACCGUGGGUAAACCCAAGUGUUUACUAACUGCAAGCCAAUUUCAGUCGGUAGGACUAACAGGACGUGAACUGAAGAGUUCCUUGCAGAAGUUACAAAUUGUCUCCUGGUAUAAAUUUCAAUUUUGGAGUAACAGCGUAACAGAAGUUAGAGUGGCUGUAACUGGCUCUAAAAGUUGAUUAAUUAUUUGAGUAUGAAAAGAGUCACAUGUAUCUAAGAACAUACAUCUAUUUACAUUUUCCUUUGUGAUUGUUUUCACGCACAAUAUCAUGAUAAAAGUUGCUCAUUAGUGAUUUUUUGCUGUGUUAGAUCUAACACAACGCUGCGACAUAUCUUACCCUUUGCAAGAAGUCACUUUGGUAAAGUUUUGCUUGUGGGGCAAAUUUUGAUGAUCUGUCGAACGCUCUUGAGACAUGACUGUGAUGAGUGCAAGCGAUAUAUAGCAGCAAGAAACCACAGGAGAGUACCGAUUUGUCGUCGAAUGACCCCUUCAAUAUCUAGCAAUUUUAAAAGCGCGAUGCUUCGGCAACAAAUCUGCGAAAAACACAAGACGUACUAACUGACGAUCAUAGUUUGCUAUUUAUUUAGCUAUAGUUUUACUCAGCAUUGUGCUUGCACUCAGAUCGAAAGCGGCCCACUGGACUGUUGUUGUUUCUUUAGAUUUCAUUUCUUGACCUACUAUGAAGACAAUAACCUGACUGUUUGCUUAAUUAAGUAUAAAAUCGUAAGAAAACAAUAAAUUAUUAUUUUCAAAGCUGUA